GUCUAAUACAUUAACUGUAACAGAUACUAGAAAAGCCAGCAGCAACAUGAAACGUGACGACACUAAAGUUGAAUCAUUUUUAUGCUAAAUACACCCUAGAGUGGCAAGAUCAAUCUUAUAGAACACGAUUCUGCGAUUGAUUGAUAAUGAUAAAAAGAUACCUGACAAUAACAACUCAUAACACAGGACUAUUGAAAUCGGUUCAAUUUGAAAUGGAUAUUCUUCCGAACAGUACAGGUGAGACCAAAACUGGUUCUACCUGGUACACCUGUCUAACCACAAAUUCUACGUAUGGGAAAUCAUCCUGCUGGGAGCUGGAUAAAUGCAAACCAAUGACCGUUUUUCUGCAGGUUUUAUCCAUUUUUGGAAUGUUAUCCAACUUUAUAGUGUUUAUUGUGAUAUGUGCUGAAAAAAGGCUCCACAAACCGAUAUACACCGGUAUAAGAAUGUUGACCGUUCCCGAUGCUUUAUUUCUAACGUGUAGAUUUUUGAUAUUCACCUUUUCAGACUUGCCAUUCAAAGUUUCGCUGGCAAUAAUUUAUUUAUUUUUAUCCUCUUUCUUUUCCUCCAUCGGCCACGUGAUACUUCUCUCUGUUCAACAAUACCUUAUGAUCGCCUUUCCGUUAAAAAGUUUGGUGUGGAUGAGAAACAAACGAGUUCUGAUUGUCUCAGCAAUAAUUUGGAUAUUUGCUGCAAUCAUGUCGGCUCCCUACGUCCAUUUAACCUAUUUGACAAAGAAGGUAGAGGCAGCAGCGUUAUUAAACCUAGUGUACACUAUAGUUGUGACUGUGGGACCUAUUUGUUUACUCUGUCUUUUACAUAUUAUGAAAAUCAUAGCUUUGAAGAAAUCAUUGGGGACAAACAGGAAUAAAACGACUAAGAAAGUCUCCCAAAUCAUAUCAAUAGUGAUAGGCGUAUAUGUGAUAACAACCACGCCCAUCAACAUCCGGGAUAUCAUAGAAAUGUCUGUUUGUCACAUGACUGACACGUGGUUUAUCGUUCUUGGACACAUCGGGCGAACACUUCUUUUGGUAAAUUAUUCUAUCAAUCCAUAUAUCUACUUUAUCAGCACACCCCAGUUUCGAAAAGCACUUUUCAGAUGUUGUGGAUAUAAAGACGAUUUGCACACUGGAUCUAGGACUAAUACGCAAACCGAGUCCGCACACGUAUCAUCAGUGAGGUCUGCCUGUUCAUCAGUAAGCUCGUCUUCAGUUACUUCUGAGCCAAUACCCAGAGCCUCUCGAUGCUCUACAAUCAACAGUUGUACUCACCUGUGAUCACAUUUGUUAAAGGAUAAUGACCGAAUUUGCGAUUAUCCUCGAGUGGCGCUUUGUAGAGCUGUUGAUAUAAAGCUGAUUUUAAUAUACACUGGAUCUAAUACGCAUAACGAUUUCGCACAUACGUCAUUGAGAAGGUCAGCGAGUUCAUGGAAGAGCGAUCUUGUCUUCUGGAAACUCAAAAUAUUCAUUGAGAUUCUCUCAAUUUGAACAAUCAAGUAUAAUUAAAAUAUCAAUUUUCUCUAGAAGGAAAUGAUACACGGUU
Saccostrea cuccullata (small rock oyster) is the source of this 1542-nucleotide messenger RNA. Its product is annotated as rhodopsin, GQ-coupled-like. Gene Ontology annotation, cellular component: plasma membrane. Gene Ontology annotation, biological process: G protein-coupled receptor signaling pathway. The record is from RefSeq and is a predicted model, not a curated record. Lineage: Eukaryota; Metazoa; Mollusca; Bivalvia; Ostreida; Ostreidae. Gene Ontology annotation, molecular function: G protein-coupled receptor activity. The coding region runs from base 147 to 1277 and encodes 376 amino acids. The transcript has a single exon.